CAUGCGUAGUAAAAGUCUACGUUGGCGUGAUCCAAACGUUGUGUUGUUAAUCAGGAAGGACCUACUCAGAGUACUGGUCCAGUUUUGACUGGACACUCAGGUGUGGGUGUGUCUGCGUGUUUGAGUCCAUCACCUUGCAAAGAUGGAUUUCCAGCAUCGAGCUGGAGGGAAGACGGGGAGCGGUGGAGUGGCGUCUGCCUCUGAGAGUAACCGUGACAGACGGGAGCGGUUACGUCAGCUGGCCCUGGAGACCAUUGACAUCAACAAAGAUCCAUAUUUUAUGAAGAAUCAUUUAGGAUCAUAUGAGUGCAAGCUUUGUCUGACACUUCAUAACAAUGAGGGUAGCUACUUAGCUCACACACAAGGAAAGAAACAUCAGACCAACUUAGCACGAAGAGCUGCCAAAGAGGCCAAAGAAGCUCCUGCUCAGCCAGCUCCAGCGAAAGUCAAAGUUGAGGUCAAGAAGUUUGUCAAAAUUGGUCGACCAGGAUACAAAGUAACCAAACAGAGAGACCCUGAGACGGGACAGCAGUCUUUACUAUUCCAGAUCGAUUACCCAGAGAUCGCUGAAGGAAUUGGACCAAGGCAUCGUUUCAUGUCUGCUUACGAACAGCGAAUUGAGCCCCCUGAUCGUCGCUGGCAGUACCUGCUGCUUGCUGCUGAGCCAUAUGAGACUAUUGCCUUCAAGGUCCCCAGUAGAGAAAUUGAUAAAGCAGAAAACCGCUUCUGGACCCACUGGAACAGAGAAACUAAACAGUUCUUCCUGCAGUUUCACUUCAAAAUGGAGAAAGCUAUUACUCAGUCCAGUGGUCCAGCACCUCCUGCAGGGGUGAAGCGCCCCCCUCCUCUCAUGAGUGGAGUUGGACCUCGGUCACUAAAUGAUAGUAUGCCUCCUCCCCCGCCAGGAGGGAUGCCCGUCCCCCCUCUUCCACCUGGUGCCCCAGGUGCCCCCCAGAUGCCCAUGCCCCCCAUGCCGAUGAGGCCACCACCACCUGACGGCCUUACAAUGUCUAAUAAUUGAUCAUCUAUCAGUGGAUUAGGAUCUCUAUCUUUCAUGGGCUGCAGUCACACUGCCCUGCCUGUCGACAGUGUCUGUCUUGCUUUCGAUAUGGCAGGUACAUUCAGUUUUAUUAUUUCCUCAGAUGAUGUUUAAAAUCCAUUUGUUUGGUUUAUGUAAAUGUGCAGGACAGUCUGUUAUUCUCACAGUGUAAUAGUGACCACACUGUUUUGUAUAAAUGCUUAGGCUCAAAAAUCUUUUAAGAGUCUGUUUUUGUAAUUAAAUGGCGU
Seriola dumerili (greater amberjack) is the source of this 1287-nucleotide messenger RNA. It is a transcript of the gene sf3a2, whose product is annotated as splicing factor 3a subunit 2. Gene Ontology annotation, biological process: spliceosomal complex assembly. Gene Ontology annotation, molecular function: zinc ion binding; nucleic acid binding. NCBI's taxonomy places the organism in Eukaryota, Metazoa, Chordata, Actinopteri, Carangiformes, Carangidae. The transcript has 8 exons. The record is from RefSeq and is a predicted model, not a curated record. Gene Ontology annotation, cellular component: catalytic step 2 spliceosome; nucleus; U2-type prespliceosome. The coding region runs from base 143 to 1021 and encodes 292 amino acids.